Messenger RNA from Melanotaenia boesemani (Boeseman's rainbowfish), 831 nucleotides. RefSeq names its product T-cell ecto-ADP-ribosyltransferase 1-like. Lineage: Eukaryota; Metazoa; Chordata; Actinopteri; Atheriniformes; Melanotaeniidae. The record is from RefSeq and is a predicted model, not a curated record. Gene Ontology annotation, molecular function: NAD+-protein-arginine ADP-ribosyltransferase activity; NAD+ poly-ADP-ribosyltransferase activity. The coding region runs from base 1 to 831 and encodes 276 amino acids. The transcript has 2 exons.
AUGAAGAACAUGAUGAUCUUCACUCCGCUGUGUCUGACCCUGUGCUGGAUGCUCUCUGUGGACUCCAUGAUGAUCCCUUGCAGUCACCGGUUAAACAUGGGUGGGCAAUCGGUUGAUGACAUGUACGAUGGCUGCAACAACAAAGCGUCAAUGGACAAGAUCAAAAAGCGGUUUUCUGAAGAGCUGACAAGUGGAGAAGAAUAUGCAUGGGCCUGGAAAAAUGCUGAAAUGUGUGCUAAUGAGAAGUUUAAGAUAAGGAGUAAUGAGGACAUGGCUCUGACAAAAGAUCACAUGCAAGCAAUCUGUGUGUACACAAAUGAAGGUGUGUAUCCACAGUUUAAUGAAGCAGUCAGAGAACAAAGGAAAAAUUAUACUAAGUCAUUCCAGUACCAUAUUUUACAUUCCCUGUUGACAACAGCCAUUAGAAUCUUGAAUCCUAAACGCCGCUGUCACACCACCUACAGACGAACUAAAGCUGCAUUUACUGGAAAACUCAACCAAAAAAUUCGUUUUGGUUCUUUUGCAUCCAGCUCUUACAGAACAGACCUGACCCUCUUUGGUAAUGAAACCUGCUUUAAGAUUAAGACCUGCUAUGGUGGAUAUUUAAAAAACUAUUCAUUCUUCAAUGACACCGAGCAGGAAUUCCUUAUCCCACCUUAUGAGAUGUUCACUAUUAAAGGCAUAGUUAAAGACAAAGAGCUGGACGACUGUAACAUUGUCUAUGUGUUGAAGAGUGCAGGACGUAAAAGUAAUCUGAACUGCAAGUUAUUUAGUUUUAUUCAAAAGUUUAAAAACCAUGUCAUAUCUUUCUUGUCACCAAAGCCAAGAUAA